UGCCGAGGAGUCCAAAUGAGGAACUUUAUUUCUUGCAGCGCGUGGCUCGGGCGUCCAGCCUUUAUCUUGGCAGAAGGGAGAGGGCGGGAGAGCGAGACCCCCUUCCUUAGGGUUUACGGCGUGAGUUGCAGUGAGAUUUAUGUCUGUUCCUGUUUAACUGCCUGGAUCACUCCCUUUGAUGUGCACAGGUCCUUCCUCCCCACGGGAGCUCCCGGUUAAACCUACCCCAGCCUUCCUGGCCGAGGCUGGGUCCCCAGGACUCACAGCCCUCCUCCUUUCAGGAGUGAUGUGAACCUGUGUAAACACGGUGUCUGCUGAGCUAGUCCCGUCAUGAGUCUGUGGGCUGGCAUAGACCCCUCUUGGAAAGGCAAGUGAUGGAUGUCCGUUGUAGCAUUAAUCCCGAAAGCGUUUUUGGGGCCAGGAGCGAGCCGGAGCCCACGGUCUCCAUUCUUCUCCCUGAACUGCAGCCCACCGUGCGGCCCACGAGGCGAGGAGGGCCAGGCAGGGUGGACAGGUGGGCGCUGCUGGGGAACAGAAGGGCCUCGUGGCGCAGGGCGCGUGGGGACCAGCCAUUGAACUUCCCAUCUGCGUCUGCUCCGCUUGCCCUGCCGCUGCCCCAGAGAGAAUGGGGCAGUUUCGUCAGGGCCCUUCCUUUGUUAGGAAGUUUGAUCGUCUCCCCCUCUUCCUUUUUAUUUUGUAUUUAGUAUGGUUUUCAGCUGGGUCAGGUGUUCUGGGGUGUUUUGCCUGGUGAGAGGUUGGUCCGCAUGGAGCCUCCGAAGACUGAGCUGAAAGGCUUUGCUGCAAGUCAUGGGUUAAAUGACACAAACUCAUCUGAAUCCUAAUUUAGGGUUUCAUGAAACUUUGCAGGAAAAGGCUGGUGUCCUGAAAGGACAGCCUUCUCUCCAGGCUUGGUGCCUUCUGGCAAGCAGCACUUGAUAGACACUGUUUGCCCAACUUGUUGCUUCAUUGUUUUCUGAUUCUUCCUACCCUAACGAGGGCUGUUGGCCUGGUUCUCUGGGGAAACCUUGUGCUUUUCAGACUUCUCUUUGUUUGUAAGCUAGAUAGCAGGAGCCUACGGGGUUAUUGGUGAAAAUGCUUGGUACGAGAAUUGGCUUUGCAGGCUCAAGGUAAAAGAUUUGCGUGACUUUGUAAAGCCGCAGCUGGCCGUUGCCUUGAGCUGCUCCUUUAUGUGCUGGGGAAGAGCGGGCUUGGCAGUGCUGGGCUGUCCUGGUGUUUCUUUGUUGCCGAGUUUUUGCUGGGUUUGUUGGUUUGUCUUUUGUGGCGCAAGGAGCAGUGCAGACAACUGAAUGAAGGUACUGGAGGUGUGAUGGACAAACAAACGAGUCCUGAGGUCUUGUGGGUCCUUCCCUCUGCUCCCCCUGCUCUGGGGCACUGACACCAGCCGGGUUAACACAGGAAUUACGUGACCUGAGCUAUUAAAUGGUGCUGUAGGUGGCCUGAAGAGCGUUAUGGAGGAGCCUGGCUGGCCCGCUGGUACACCUGCGACAUCAGUGGGAUGCCUCGUCCCCAGAGCCUUGUGGGGUGGAGUGGAAGCAGUUUGAGCUCAAGUGACUUCCACUCACUGCAGCCUGAUCUCAGGGUUUUGUUUUUUUGGAUACAAUCUGAGCAGUUCUGAAUGCUCUUACUCUUAGGAGAUUUCUAUCUAGGUUUGUAAAAAGGAUCCAUUACGUCAGUGGGUGACACUGAAACACAACUCCUCCAGGGCUAUUUGUUUUAACACUAGAAAGGAGGGAAUAAGGUACCAGCACUUUUGCUUUAAUUAGAAAGACUCCAGGCACCGAGGAGCAGUCCAGUUGGAGUAACUUGAGUCUGGCACUGAACUCGCUCCCCUCCGCAUGUUCCCAGGGCUGCCCCUGCAGUGGGUCGCUCUGGCCUCCCUCUACCUGCAACAAUAGCUGGUUGUGCAGAAGAAUUUGUGAAAUGACUGCCUGCUCCCUCCAGCCAGGAGGACACGUUAUCUCUGCCCAGUUGAUCACACUCAGGGUAAUGAGAAAAUGAGGCUGAGCUUAGCAUUGCUGAGUAUGAAAGCAUCUUAUUGGCAGGAGCUGAAUGACACUGGCUGAGAAGUAAAAGACAGUAGAUUAUUGUUUUUGCUUAUUAUCUGCCAUCAACCUCCUGGUCUCCUGCCGUCCCCUGUCCUCAGAAUUCGCUGUGGGUGUCUGCACUAGCCAGGAAGCGGUGCGGGGGGGUGUGUGUGCCGGGGAGGGGAGGGAUGGAGGUUCAGAUGCCCCAGGGAGGCACCGGAGGGGAGGAUAUGCUAAUCUGUUGGAGCUAGGAGAGGGAGGUUUAUUUUUGAGUUUAUUUGUGCUCUUCACUUUUGCCUCUGUUUACUUACAUGCUGAGUUUAUUUAUGUUGUAGGCUGUGAGUCAGGAUGGAGGUGGGGAAGGCAGGGAGAGAAGCUGGUGGAAGGGCGCGGGGAGGCCGAGCUCCGGGGCUGUGUGACAAGUGAAAGGAUGCGGGACAGGAGGGUGGCCAGGCUGGAAAGCUGAACAAAGCAGCGAGAGGAGCUGGAGAAACACAGCUUCUUUUUGGGCUGUUUGAGCUGCUAGGCAGAUGGGACAAUGCUCCAGGCUGCCCUCCCAGCUUCAGCUUGUCCAAGUGCAGGGAUGAGCCAGACCUGCCUUCAACACAGGUCUUUGUAAGCUGAUUUGUAGGUCUGGAUCAUCCCUGAUGUGAUGUAACUUUACAGGAGUUGCUGUAAAAAUAGGCUAUAAAGAAAGGUGGUGGCUGAGGAGAGGAGGCUUUGUGGGUAUUCGGCUUGCAGCUGCAUGAGUGUUGUCCCUGCUUUUGUGGUGCUGGUGGUGUGAGGCCAGUGCGGCCACGCGCUCGUCGGUGCUGAGCCCAGCAAAAGGCACCUGCAUGGCGGUGUGGGGCCGGCGGCUGCGGCCGCAGCGGGUGCAUGGAGGAGCUGCACAGGCACAAUGGAGGGGAGGCAGCACGGCAUUGUGUGUGGCGCAGCCCGGGGACGGGGACAGCAUGCUGCCCUGCGCCCGCAGCCGGGGGGCUCUGGACUCCCCGGGUUAAUCGGUGCUGUCCUGUCUGCUCUUUUAUGUCUUCACCCUGUGUUUUGUGGGAUGAAAUGUUGGGAUUUUUGUGCGCUGCCUCUUUUCUGUUCUGUUAGUACCCAGGUGAGCUGUGUACUUGCAGGUGGAGUGAAGGGGGAGAGCAAAAAGGCAAAAGAAAGCACUUUUAAUGUGAGGCCGGUGAUGCAGGGCAUCCAGGGCAGGCCGAGCAGGAGGGUGCAGCCCAGGCUGUUAAUCCCAGCAUGUGAUGGGCUCUCGGGUGCGUCUGGCCAGCGCUCAGCCGGAGACAGACCACUGCAUGCUGGGACUUGUAGUCUCCCUGGAUUAUACCUUACCGCGAAGGAAAGAUGUCUGCAGCCAGCUUCAUUUUAUGCACAUCAGAUUGACCCGAAGGUAGCGUUCCCCCGCCGAGCACAGCCCAAGAUGGUGACCCGAACGAAGAAGAUAUUUGUGGGUGGUCUGUCCGUGAACACUACUGUGGAGGAUGUGAAACAGUAUUUUGAGCAGUUUGGGAAGGUGGACGAUGCGAUGCUGAUGUUUGACAAGACAACUAACAGACACCGAGGGUUUGGGUUUGUCACAUUUGAAAGCGAAGACAUUGUGGAAAAAGUGUGUGAAAUCCACUUCCAUGAGAUCAACAACAAAAUGGUGGAGUGUAAAAAAGCUCAGCCGAAGGAGGUGAUGUCCCCAACGGGCUCGGCGCGAGGGCGAUCCCGAGUCAUGCCUUACGGGAUGGAUGCCUUCAUGCUCGGGAUCGGCAUGCUGGGUUAUCCAGGCUUCCAAGCUGCCACCUAUGCGAGUCGGAGUUACACUGGCAUUGCACCUGGCUACACUUACCAGUUCCCUGAGUUCCGUGUAGAGCGGACCCCUCUCCCGAGUGCCCCCGUCCUCCCUGAGCUCACAGCAAUCCCCCUCACUGCGUAUGGACCAAUGGCAGCAGCAGCGGCUGCGGCGGCCGUGGUGCGAGGGACAGGCUCCACCCCCAGUCGCACCGGUGGAUUUCUGGGCACCACCAGUCCCGGGCCGAUGGCAGAGCUUUAUGGAGCCGCCAACCAGGACUCAGGGGUCAGCAGUUACAUCAGUGCUGCCAGUCCAGCCCCGAGCACCGGCUUUGGCCACAGCCUAGGGGGUCCCUUGAUUGCAACAGCUUUUACCAAUGGGUAUCACUGAAGCUGGGGACCAAGGAGGCAGGAGAUUCCCCAGUGACCUAACCGAGGACAGCGAGCGGCUGGAGGAUGUGGUGAGCCUCGGGGGAUGAGCCAAGGUUACCUUUUUCUUGAAUCAAACUGCACACUGCCGGCUGGCUGCCAGGCUCCUGCCGCCCUGCCCUGAUCUCUGCCCUUGACCAGACCACACUGGACUGAACCCGAGGAGAUCAUCUCGCUUUCUUACUAACCACCGACGGUUUACGCUUCCCCCUCCCUGCCCCCAGCCCACUGAUUCUUCUUUUAUUUAUUUUAUUAGUGGUUAGUUUUAUUUUUUUAUUUUAUUUUUUUAUCUUUGGGGGAGGGGGGGGCCUUACCCCUUCUUUUUGUUGUUUGCUCUUUCCCGAGCUAGUAGACAUAUUUUAUGAAUUGGCUUUGUGAUUGUGUUAGGUAGUUUUUAUUGAGGAGUAUUUUUAUUUGGCUUUGAAACUGUUUUGAAUAUUUUCAACUCUGUUGUUGUUGUCGUCAGUGUUUUUAAAGCACGGUAUGUAACAAGAAUGCAGUUCUGGAGGGAAGAAAGAGACACAGAGAGAGCAAAGGCUGAGAGGAACUGCUGUAUUUCUAUUUUUUUUUAAAGAAACUGUUUUUAAUUGUUUCUGUUUUGUAAAUGUGAGGCUUUGAAAAGUGUGAAACUCCAAGGAUCCGAAAACGUUGGACAUCACUAUGGAACAAAACAAAUGUAUAUUUUGCUAAGUGAAAAACACUAUCCUUACAGCUGAGAGAGGUUGGUUUUUUGGUUUUGUUUUUUUUUUUCCUUAGGUUUAGUUUUAUGUGGGGUUUUCUUUUUCCUCCUGUAUAAUAUGUAAAUAUCGUGAGCUGAACCUGGCUGCUGCCUGCAGCCUGGCUCCCAGGAGCAGCUCCAGGUCCUGGACUUGGUGCCGCAGUGUGAGCAAUACUCUCCAGCAGAAUCCUGACAGGACUCCGUUCUUUUUUUGUACACCUUUUACUGUAAGAUUUUAAGACCUCUGUUGAGAUGAAAGGGGGGGUGGGGGGUGAAACGUACCAGCCAUCGGCUGUUUUGCUGAGCGGGUUAAAGCUGCUUCCAAUUGCUCGAUGUACAGACUCCAUCACUGGGCUCCGUAGUGCCAGCCUCUGGCUUGGCUUUAGGUAAAGGGCUUUACCGCCAUUGCUUGUCUUGGUUACUUUGAAAGGAAUUCACUCUCCAAACACUAUCGCUUGUGUCAAGAUUUCCUGGGAAGGGGGCUCCUCCUCCGGAGGUGAGGGUAUCGGAAGGGGUGUCAGCCAGGGCCAGGGGGAGGUUUGGGUGGUCGUUCUCUGAACAGGGCGCUGGGCUGGGGGGUCAUUAAUGGGGGAGAAAAGCAUUAGGGUGGUGAUUUGGGGGCGGGUUAAGGGCUUCUCAGGGAUUAUAUGAAUUACAGAAUUGCAGCUUCCCGUUUGCUUUACUCUGUGUUCUGAAGACUGGGGGAAUUUGUCCGUUCCAGUGCCGGGGGUGAGCUGGUCCCUUCUCCAGAACCUGCCGGGGCUUCCCCUGGUGUGAUCCCGGCCCCUGCUAACAAACACUGUGCCAGGGGAGGCUUCCAGCAGGAGUACAUGGGGCAGGUUUGGGUCUGGAUUUCAGUGAACCAAAGACCUUGUUAAGGGGGGUGAUUAAGCCUUUUAUUAAGAUGCAGCCAAACUCUUUUCCCAGGGAAAUAACAGCUUCAUCUUAAGUUUUAAAAAUCAUUCCCUCUCUUCCCCCAAACUGAGCCCCUGUAAGGGAGAGGGGCAUUUAGGAAAGGACUGGGAGGGCCACUGUGCCCACAGGGUCCUUCUGCUCUUCCAUCCCUCCCCUGUCUGCCAGAGCUUGUCCUGACCCAGGCGAUGUGUUUGGAGAGUUCUGUUUAGGUAAGAGGGUACGUAACAGAUCAGUACUGAAAACACAAAGCAAUAAUUUUUGUUACUGAGACAAGAGUCUGUAUGUCUGUUUUUUUAAAUAUUUCCUAAUUAAAGAAGAGCUGCAUUUUAUUGGGUUUAUUUUUAUUCUAUAUACUUCAAAUUUGGGUCUGCAGACAGCGCUUUCCUCCCUCUUGGUAGAUGCGCUGAGCUGCUUCCAUGCCCCCUCCAGACAUCCAAGGCCAGUUGUGCUGCUGCUGGGCUGUGAUCACUCUCUGGCCAGUGCUGCCACUGCCUGGAGACUGGGGCUCCGGUUUCAGGGUGGGCAUUUUUUUUAAAAUAAAUAAAAGCUGUGUUUUUAAGCCAGUAAGUUAUUACACUCCAAUGUUUGUUCUCUCCACACCUGUAACCCUUUUUCCAGAUUUCAGUUUUAAAUUCCUAAUAAAUUAUUUGAAAACUG
This is a messenger RNA of Strigops habroptila (Kakapo), 6543 nucleotides long. It is a transcript of the gene MSI1, whose product is annotated as musashi RNA binding protein 1. The transcript has 13 exons. The coding region runs from base 2944 to 4215 and encodes 423 amino acids. Gene Ontology annotation, molecular function: RNA binding. Gene Ontology annotation, cellular component: cytoplasm. The record is from RefSeq and is a predicted model, not a curated record. Lineage: Eukaryota; Metazoa; Chordata; Aves; Psittaciformes; Psittacidae.